This is a messenger RNA of Acaulospora colombiana, 1089 nucleotides long. The record is from the annotation of a GenBank genome assembly. Lineage: Eukaryota; Fungi; Glomeromycota; Glomeromycetes; Diversisporales; Acaulosporaceae.
AUGCAUCCAAACGUCCCCUUUCCCUACGAUACGCGGAACGUGCCAUUUAGGAUGCUUUACUCCUCAUGGAGCUUUCUCAGAUACAGACUGCCAUUCUUCGUCAUGUCGCUGAUCGUACCAGAAUGGAUCCUCUCACUGGCCGUUCAACAGUGGCUGGCCACGCGCAAGAUCAUGAAAGAAGGAGGCUUCUACGCCUAUAGGGUUCAGCAGGGGCAAUUCGAUGAACCAUGUUACCCUUUGAGCCCAGAAACAAUGAUCGAGCUCGUCCGAAUGAAACAUAUUCAGCUACCGACGGAUGAAGAAAUUGAAGAUCGGAACAAGAGCAAUUGGCUGGCCAAGAUAAUCGUGCUGAUCCAAACCGGCUGGUUCGUCACCCAAUGCGUCGCUCGAGGAGCAAAUGAUAUGCCCUUGACUGAGCUGGAAAUCGUCACGCUCGCUUAUACGAUUGUAAACUUUGGAACCUCUUUGGCAUGGUGGAGCAAGCCUCGCAAUGUCAGCUGGCCAAUACCCAUCCUGAUGCCAGGAGCAACUCCACUGCAGCAGGGCGACAAGAAGAAUGACGUCGAGGGCAUGUAUAACAAGGACUGGGAGAAAGCAGCUCGAUGGCUCCUUCCCGGCUUUGAUGCCGACAUUGACGUCGAGAGCCGGAAGGCUGUCCCAACAUUUUAUUCUGGCAAAACCUCCAAGACAACAGGGAACUGGGCAUUGUCUAAUUUGGCAAUCUUGAUCGCCGGAAUCGCUUUCGGUGGCAUACACUGCCUUGCAUGGUCAUAUCCAUUUCCAUCUCGCACCGAGCAAAUCCUCUGGCGUUACUCAGCAAUCGUGAUGAUCAUAGUACCUAUAGUACUCUGCUUGAGUACCGUAGCGGUACUCGUCAAGAGGAAUUACGAGAACCAAGGCGACAUGCUUUCGUCCGGCUGCGCCGAUGCGAUUGCUCGCCCUCUUUUUUAUAUCAGCCUCUUCCCUGGUGCAUUCAUGUACGUGUCGGCUAGAGUCAUAACUUUGUUUUUGGCGUUCAAGACACUUGAUGCUCUGCCGGAUGCAGCAUUCAGGACCGUCCCUUUCACAAAGCUUAUCCCUCACGUGUAG